AUGAAGAUUUGUCUCGCGAUUUUUUUAUUUGCCACGUUAGCAAUUCAAAAUUCUGAAGCUCGGACCAGGAUGACCGUAGCAUCACCCUGCGCGAAAUGCAGUGAACCUUAUUCGGAAGCAUCUGAAAAUUGGACUCAAGGAGGCUGUUCUUGUCUAGACGAAGAUUUUCCGAUUAAAGUUUUCUCAAAAGACUUCCAGAAUUUCUGCUGCAGCAAAUCUUGUCCAAAAUGUGAAAGCUUCACCUUAACAUCAAGUUGCGAAUGUUACGGAGAAACUAACAAUACCUAA
This is a messenger RNA of Clunio marinus, 288 nucleotides long. The record is from the annotation of a GenBank genome assembly. Lineage: Eukaryota; Metazoa; Arthropoda; Insecta; Diptera; Chironomidae.